This is a messenger RNA of Ophidiomyces ophidiicola, 3375 nucleotides long. RefSeq lists its product as uncharacterized. The record is from RefSeq and is a predicted model, not a curated record. Bases 1 to 3375 code for a protein of 1124 amino acids. Lineage: Eukaryota; Fungi; Ascomycota; Eurotiomycetes; Onygenales; Onygenaceae. The transcript has a single exon.
AUGCCGCCGUCCACCGUCUUCUCCUAUCUCCGCCGCGACCACCGCCGCCUCAGCCCGUCGUCCGCCUCGCCCUCGCCCUCCGCGCAGACCCCGCCGCAAUUGCCCGCUGCCACCACCGCCGCGACCAUCACCAGCCCCAGGCUGACCGACGCGCUGUUCGACGCCGGCGCCUGGCCCGAUCUGACCAGGGAGAUCCCGCUCGACGACAUCCCGGAGUUGACCAAGACGCCCGACGCCGAGCUCGCGCACAACCCGCUGCCGCCGUUACCGCCGCUCGCGUUCACUGACCCCAGACGACCGCAUUCCAGCUCCGGCGAGAGCUCGGCGCCGUUUGCGAACUUGACCAAUGUCCAGAGACCAGACCAUCUCGAUGGAGGACCGGGAGCUGGAGGGGUGGUGGUGCAUCAGAAGGGCAUAUCGUCGUGGAAGCGCGGGUUCGGCGGACAACGCGCUGCUGCGGUGCCGGGCAUCUCCGCCGGAGCCGCUACUAGCAAGGGCAAGAUAUCCGAUGCUGCGACCAUGGGCACGCUGAUGGCGGGUGCGUCGUCGAGCGCACAUCUUCGCGAGUUCAAACCGGAAAAUGCGCCGGUUCGUCGUGACGAAGCUGCCGCUGCCGCUGCUGCGGGUGCUCCGGCGGGCUUCGAUACCCUGACCGAACCGCCAUCGUUCCGCGGUGGUGGUGGUGGUGGUGGUGGUGGUGGUGGGGGAAAGAUGCGAUUCCACCUGCUCAACCCCAUGGCGCUGCUGGCUCGGCGGCGCUCGACGCAGUACAGCGUCAAGGCGGAGGACAUCAACGUGAGCAAGCUCACGCUGCCGGCGCUGCCCGACGACUACGAUCCUCGGAUUCGGGGGAAGCUGUUCCAUGAUUUCUCCGCGCCGCGGCCGCGGCCCAGCCCGACCAUGAACAAUAACAAUAACGCCGCCGCGGCCGCGGCGCAGAGGUACGGCGAGCCCGCGUUCCAGACGGACGAGGCGUAUUUCUCGGAUAGUUCGACGCCGACUGCGCGCAAGAGCAGAGGGUUUCGGCAGAGAACGGCGUUUCAGGAAGAUUUCACGUCGGGGCGUGCGGCCAGAGGCCAGCAUGGUGAGCAGCCCCAGCAGCAGCAACAGCAGCCUGGCCUGCGGACGGAGAAGAUACCCCGGGCGGCGGCGGUUCCUGCUUUGGAUCGCCCGCUCCCUCCCAUUCUCCCCUCGCAGUUGCUGGAGCACGAGACGCCGCGGCCGGGGCCCCUGCGUGUUCCUGUUCCUGUUCCUGUUCCUGUUCCUGUGCCUGUGCCUGUCGCCGAGAAGCCGCUGCCGGCGAUUCGCUCCAAGCCUUCGACUGUUCGAGACCGUUCGUCACAAACUCUCUCGGGGCUGCCUAAGCAUCUAUCAAGUACGGCAUCGAGAUUUAGUUUCGAUAUGGCUGGAGGCGGCUCCGCAUCGCAAGAGCGGCUGCUGGAGGAGAAGCACAAGGAAAAAGAGGCGGCGAGGAAAGCAAAAGAGCAGGUCAAUAAGUUUAACGAUUUUGACUCUGAAGAAUUUGAUUAUGAUGCCAUGAUGGAUGAUGACGGUCUAGAAGAGAGGAUUCCUGGAGUGAAUGCGGAUGCAGAUGAUUUUGCUUACGGUGAUGAGUUCCAGUAUGAAGACGCUGGAAUGUUUAAUGCUGCGAGUCCUCUCAAGUCGUUGCCCAUUACCUCCUCAUUUCUCCUAAGCCCUUCUAGCUCUGAAGGAGGACUUUCUCCCCGGUUCUCACAGAUAGAUGGGCGACUAUCGGCACCUGAAAACCACUCACUUGCUCCAAAGACCAACAAGGCUCCAGCGUCGACAACACUUCCUUUAUUAACCAUAGACACGAACCAGCCGUUUCUACCAUCGUCGCCAGCGAAGCAAGUGCCCCAGUCACAUAUUGAUCCCGUACCAUCUCACAGUAUAGGGAAUGAUGAUGAUCUGUACUAUGAUGAUGGGCUCUUUGAAGAUCUCCCAGAAGAUAUGCAGGAUGGUGAUUUUGAUGAGUCGAUAUUCGACAACGAAGCAAGCCAUCUAUAUGAGCGAAGGAAUGCUAAUUUGAAUAAAACACCGCCCGUCGGAUCUGACAACCAACCCAAGACCAGUGAGCGGACAAGGAGCCUUGAGCAAGACCCCCCGGUCGAAGAUACGAAUGCAGCUUUUGAUAGUCCAAUUGCACCAGAAUUGAAUGAGCAAGCGGAAAAAGAACUUCGAAAGUCUCUGCAAGAACUGACACAAGGAAAUCUUCAAGCGUACCAUGGCGCCCUGGCGCAGGCAGCCAACUUCGCUGCUUUCGAGGGCAGAUUCGAACGGAGCCCAAGUGGGAGCGAGCAGUCUUCCGAUAACGACGCCUCCGAGACCGAAGAGUCUCAUCCCGAUUUGACGGCCGGCCAGAGUCGUCACACGAGCCAGAAUGCCGAGAGCAUGGCCUUUGAGGAGGUGUUUGAUGACGACUUUAACUUCUACGAUGCGGGUGACCUCGACGACGACCCGAUGAUCGCCGCCGCCAAUGCAGAGGCGCUGGAGAACGACGACGAGGGCUUCUACGGGCAGGAAUUCGGCUUCUACGCACACUCGCACCCGCACUGCGACGGCGAGCGCGUCCUCGGCGGCUACUUUGGCUCCCUGGGGCGGCCGGGUAUCAAGCGAAACCACAGCGCGCGCGGCAACUUCCAGGAGAGCCUGACACCCAUCACGGAGCGUAGCGAGUGGAGUACGCGGAACUCGAUCAUCUCGCUCGCGCCGCCGGGCCAUUCGCUGCCGUCCAAUCCGUCCGUCGCCAGCCCGCCGCUGUCGCAGCUGGUGGUCGACAUGGCCGCGUUCGACGAUGAGAUGUCGUUCAGCGCGCUGAUGCGCCUGCGCCGGGGCGCCUUCGGUGGCAGCAACGGCAGCCUGCGCAGCAAUGCCACCAGCCAAACCGGCCAGUCCCCCCAGUCGCCCUCGCUGUCGCCCAUGGCCAAUUGUGGCCCGUUUUCGAGCUUCCACCACGUCCUCGCCGAGCAGCCCAGGCGUGCGGGCGAGCCUAACGCCCCCGCGCCGUUGAACCCGUUGCCGUUGGCCGGUAGUAGCCCUCCGGUUGCCAGACGGGGCGGCGACUCACCGCCGGCUGCUGCUGCCGCAGCAGCUGCUCGGAAUGAUCCCACUCCCAGGCCGAUGCCAAGUGAGGCCGCGCCGCCCGUCGGCAUGGAGUCCGCUCCAGCCAAGACAAGAUCUCCAGACCUGAUCCGACGACAUGUCCGCAACAACAGCGGCGCGGAGAGCAUCAGCUACGUGAAGGAGACCAGCCAGUCGGGCGCCAACUGCUGGGUGCUGGAGCGGCGGCGCACGGGAGACCACGGCGAGGACGAGCUUCUAGAAAGAGAGGUGAUGAGCUCCGGCCGUAUCUGA